This is a messenger RNA of Paramecium sonneborni, 2628 nucleotides long. Lineage: Eukaryota; Ciliophora; Oligohymenophorea; Peniculida; Parameciidae. The record is from the annotation of a GenBank genome assembly.
AUGCUACCUGGAGAAUACAAAUAUUUGAGUAUAAUUGCUAAAACUUGGAAUGAAGUCUAUUUAGCUGAAAAUAUAAUAUCCAAGCAAAAAUGUUGUAUCAAACAAGUUUUGAUUGAUUCGUUUUUAAGAGAAAAGUUUUAAUAAGAAAUAUAGAUUUUGCAAAAAAUAAAAGCUAAUCCUCAUCCUAAUAUUAUUGCAUUUGAAGAUAGCUUCUACUAUGAGAAGGUUACAACAUAGGAUAAAGUAAGAAUUUGCCAUUUAAAUGCAGUCUAUCACUUUUGGGUGCAUUGUGAUGGAAUUGGGCAUAACCAAUUUAUCUCAAUACAUUAAAUCUAAAAAAUAGUCUGAUCCAGAUUUCAGAUUUAAAGAAUAAGAUGUGGCUAAUUUUUAUCUUACGAUGAUUAAGGCUCAUUAACAUCUCUAAGAUAUGAAAAUUGCACAUAGAGACAUAAAACCUGAAAAUAUAAUACUAGUAAAUGAUGAAAAUUUAAACUUCAAAGUUUGUGAUGUAACUUAGUUAAUUUAUAAAGCAAGGUGGGUUUUGGUACUGAAAUUAUUGAUGAGGAAUCAAGAUCUCGUACUAUAGGAGGAACAAUAGGAUAUCAAUCUCCAGAAAUUUAUACAGCAUUUAAAAGGAGAAAACCUUAGGCAAAAUAUAAUCCUUAUAAAAGUGACGUAUUUUCAUUAGGACUGGUAUUUCUAAUUUUUGGUACUACUUAAUCAAUGAGCAAAUAAGUAAGAGAUGUAAUUUAAUUUAUAGUAAAGAGAAGAGUUAUUUGAUGAUGAAAGAAAACUAUUUAAUUUUUUGAAGGAGUAAAGAAAAAAAAUUAAAGAGACUUAUCCUCGUAUCAAAGGGAUUUCAAAGAUAUUAAAAUUAAUGUUAGAAAUAUCCCCUGAUGAUAGAUAUGAUUUUAUUUAAUUAAAUGAAAUAAUUCGUGAAAGACUCUAUCUUGAAGUAAAAUAGGUAAAUUAAAAAUUAAAAUUGGUAGGUUGCAAAAAUAAAUCAUCAGCACUUAUAAUCCAUUACUUAAUAUGAUGAUUUUUAAUUGGAUAUAAAGAAUAAGGAAGAUGUUCAAUUAGAUUUGAAUGGAAUGUAGAAUAAAACUUAAGAAGAAUUAUUAAAAUUUUUAGAGACAAUAGCUUAAUAAGUGAAGAAUUUUUAAAUGAUUACAUUAUAAAUAAAAUUAGAGAUGAGUCAUUUAAAUGUAAGAACAGUAGCUCCAUUAGAAAAGUUAUUAAGUAGAGCAUAAAAUUUAAAAGAAUUAUCUUUACAAUUAUGGAAGUAUAGAGAUAUUGUUUAAUAUAAAGUAACAAAUUAGGAAAUUUGGGAUUGUUAAUGUUAUCAAAAACAAUAAUGAAGAUGGUUGGUUUAGAAAAGUUAAAUUUAGAAGUAUCAAACAAUAUGUUAUCAGAUGAAGGAAUAAAUAAUUCUUUACCUCUUUUAGAGGGUUUAAAAAAAAUGGUUGAACUUCGUUUAGAUUUUGGAUUGUAUUAUAUGUAAUGUUAAUAAAUAUAGAAAUCAUUUACCUAUGGAAUGUUGCGAGGCUUUUUUCACAGUGAUUUGUGGAAUGCCGAAAUUAAAGAAAUUAGAUCUUAAUUUAGAAAGCAAUUAUAUGAAUUAAGUAUUAUCUAAGAUGGUUAAUUAAUCACUUAAGAAAUUACCUAAUUUGAGUCAUUUAAUUAUCAAUUUUUCUAAGUAUUUUAUUUGUAAUUAUAUUAUAGUAAUCCAAUGCAUAAUGAAGGUUUAUAUGAAUUAGGUGAAAGUAUAUCUGGUUUAGAGUAUUGUGAAUUAAUUUUAUGGGGUUGUUAAAUAAAGGAUAUGGGAAUGGAAGAGUUUUCAAAGGGAUUAUAAAAAUGUGAGAAAUUAAAAUAAUUGAAUUUAACAUUAUGGAAUAAUUCAAUAACAAAAAAAGGUUGUGAAGCUUUAGGUUAAGCAUUAUUGAAAUUAACGAAAUUAAAUUUAUUAGUUAUUGAUUUAUCAAAAAAUAAAAUUGAAGAUGAUGGUGUGCGAUUUUUAGCUAAGGCAAUUCAUGAAAUGCAACAACCAUUAAGAGAAUUGAAAUUAUGGAUUGAAAAGUAUGAUAGAUUUAUUAUUUAUUAUUAAAGUGUAAAUUGUUCAUCAUAUGGAUUGAGAUAUGUUAAUAGAUUUUUAACUAGUUAAAAGAAAUUAAAAAGCAUCAAUUUGAAUUUAAGAUCAAAUUAAAUUGGAUUAAAUGGUAUGGAAUUAUUAUACAAUUGUUUUGGAGAGGCAGUGUAAUUAGAAGAAGUGAAAUUAAUUUUAGAUCAGUAUUAUAAUAAUUAUAUAUUAUAUAGUAAUCCUUUAGGAGAUGAAGGAGUAGACACUUUACUCAAAGGACUUUAAAAAUUAAAAGAAUUAUAAAAAUUAAUUUUAAGUUUAGAGAGUGUUUAAGCUACUGGAGCUUCAGUAACUAUUAUGCUGUAAUCCAUAAAAUUAUGGCCUGAAUUAAAAGACUUGCAUGUAAAUUUACUUAAGUAAUUUUAAUUAAAUUUAUAAUAUAUAGGAAUCAAACUGAUUAGGCUGAUGAAAUGAAUUUGAAAUGUAGAUUGUUGGAGGUAUAAUCACAAGCAAAGAUCAAUAUUGAAUUAAAGUUUAUAAAUUAAUAAUGA